CACUAUGAGCUUCCUGGUGGUGUACAUCCAGUGUGCAGAAAUCUAUCCAACAACUCACCGAGCUGCUGGGACAGGAUUGUCAUCCCUUAUUUCAUCAUCCUUUGGAACUACUGCACCCUAUAUUGCAUUUUUGUCUGAUCGCGGUCCUUGGAUUCCAUAUGUCAUCUUAUUCUCCAUCGGGACUCUUGGCUUCCUGUGUAGUUCCCUCCUACCAGAGACCUUAGAUGCUGAUCUUCCACAGUCCCUAAUAGAUGCCAACACCUUCCUCACAUCUGAGAAAUAUUUCUCUUACAAGGGAAAGCGACCAUGCACAAAGAAAGUUGUUGUGAAUGAGACCUCUAGGCUCAGAGGUGAAGUAAAUUUGGCACAUUCCGAGAUUAACAUUUCAAACACUAAUGGUAAGGAUGACUGAUGUAUAUAUCUGUCUCUUUAUUACUAUUGAGAAUGUGUUAAGGAAAAUUAAAAUAUAUCACGAUAGUUACAAUUAGCUGCAUGUUAAAUGCUAUAUAUCAUUGUAAUUUAGUUAAUCAUUAUAGUAAAAUGCAAAAUAUAUUAUUACAAUUCUUAUUGGUAAUAUGAGUAAGGUGACACUACAGUCAUUCACCAACUUAGUAACAC
Messenger RNA from Penaeus monodon (black tiger shrimp), 618 nucleotides. RefSeq names its product solute carrier family 22 member 15-like. The coding region runs from base 5 to 412 and encodes 135 amino acids. Lineage: Eukaryota; Metazoa; Arthropoda; Malacostraca; Decapoda; Penaeidae. The transcript is spliced from 2 exons. The record is from RefSeq and is a predicted model, not a curated record.